This is a messenger RNA of Neofelis nebulosa (Clouded leopard), 1163 nucleotides long. RefSeq names its product MAX dimerization protein 3 (gene MXD3). Lineage: Eukaryota; Metazoa; Chordata; Mammalia; Carnivora; Felidae. Gene Ontology annotation, molecular function: DNA-binding transcription factor activity, RNA polymerase II-specific; protein dimerization activity; RNA polymerase II cis-regulatory region sequence-specific DNA binding. The coding region runs from base 158 to 778 and encodes 206 amino acids. Gene Ontology annotation, biological process: regulation of transcription by RNA polymerase II. The record is from RefSeq and is a predicted model, not a curated record. The transcript is spliced from 6 exons.
CGGGGCCAAGAACUGGGCCGUCCGGGGGCGGGGUGUCUCGGAGGCGGUGCCGGGGCCCCUGUGUUUGUUGCACCGUGUCAGUUACAUUGUAACAAAAGUGGUGCAGCCGCUCUUAGGGCCAGCACUUUAGGCCCGCUCGCCACCAGCUGUCUCCGACAUGGAACCUGUGGCCAGCAAUAUCCAGGUCCUGCUGCAGGCGGCCGAGUUCCUAGAGCGCCGCGAGAGAGAAGCUGAGCAUGGCUACGCGUCCCUGUGCCCGCACCGCAGUCCGGGCCCAGUCAACAAGAGGAGGAAGCGAUCCCCCCAAGCUUCUGGCACGCUGGACAGUGGGCGGUCUGUGCACAACGAGCUGGAGAAGCGCAGGAGGGCCCAGUUGAAGAGGUGCCUGGAAGAGCUAAAACAGCAGAUGCCCCUCGGGGCUGACUGUGCCCGGUACACCACACUGAGCCUUCUGCGCUGGGCCAGGAUGCAUAUCCAGAAGCUUGAGGAGCAGGAGCAGCAGGCGCGGCGGCUCAAGGAGAAGCUGCGCAGUAAGCAGCAGAGCCUGCAGCAGCAGCUGGAGCAGCUCCGGGGGCUGGCAGGGCCAGGUGAGAGGGAGCGGCCGCGGGCAGACAGCCUGGACUCUUCAGGCCUCUCGUCGGAGCGUUCGGACUCAGACCAAGAGGAGGCAGAGGUGGACGUGGAGAGCCUGGUGUUCGGGGGCGAGGCUGAGCUGCUGCGGGGCUUCGGCGCAGGCCAGGAGCACAGCUACUCACACAGCAGAACCACCUGGCUAUGACCUUCACCGCCCCAAAGUGGGCCUCUACCCUCAGACUACUCUCCGCUCUGCCGGCAGGAGUCCUCCCCAAAGCCUCAGGGGCUGCUCGGAGUCACCUCCUGUUGCAAUGGACUAAAAGGACCCUUGUGUGGGAAUAGGUGCCUGCCCCCAACCUUGCUGCCGGCUGUCCCUCCUGGGGGAGGGGUGCCUGGGUUUCCCCUGAGCCCCAUGGGGCAGGCAGCUUAGGCCUGGGCCACUCUUCCAGGCCUUUUUUUUGUAGCAUUUGGCUCUGCUGUCCCCAAGGGGGCAGGAAGCCUCUUGGGCCCUCACAUUCCUUCCUAGACAAGGCUCUCUGGCCUUUGUCCCAGAUACUGUACAGUAUUUUCAUUAAAAGCCUCUUUACUAA